This is a messenger RNA of Oncorhynchus keta (chum salmon), 4068 nucleotides long. RefSeq names its product LHFPL tetraspan subfamily member 7 protein-like. The record is from RefSeq and is a predicted model, not a curated record. Gene Ontology annotation, cellular component: membrane. NCBI's taxonomy places the organism in Eukaryota, Metazoa, Chordata, Actinopteri, Salmoniformes, Salmonidae. The transcript is spliced from 3 exons. Bases 593 to 1276 code for a protein of 227 amino acids.
UGAUGGGGAUACGCCCACCUGAGUAUUCACAGCGCGUAGUGACGCGCGCGCCAAUGUGGAGACUUUUGUUGUGAAGCGCACUGGUUACCACGCUUAACCAAAACCACGGCUUCUCCUGCUGAGCAAAAAGCGCGGCGACUCAAAUACCGGACCGAUAAAGAGAACUGCAACACUAACCAUAUGUUAAACAUUUUUUUUUAAAUCUCAUGCGUAAAAUUCGAUAGAGUAUUUGAUAGUUCCAGGUGGCGACCAUCCUACGGACUGACAGUUACGUAUCUGUGUCUCGGGUGCGUGUUACAAACAUCUUUUGUGUUCUGCGGUGACUCACAUUUCUAUAUUCUCAAGUAUAGUAAUGGAUAGCGUAUUUAAAGUAGACAGUACUUCUUGUUGAGGUGGCAGCUUGUUUACCUAGACGUGCUCAUGUUUGACUAUUUUAUGAAAUCAGGAGCCGAUGUUUAGGUCACUGGAAUAUCCCUUUAAAUAAUCGUCUUUACGGAUAACAAAUUAACUCGUUAUCUUGCUUCAGGAGGCUGUUGAUGUAAUAUUUGUUGGGGGAGAGCUUCAGCUGAUCUUUUCUGGGUGUGUGCUCCAAAUGCAUUCAUUGCUGGAUCGGAAGAAGAAAGAAGCCGGGGUUGGGAUCGAGCUGUCUCGGAGCUACUCGUUGCCCCAAGCUGCGAGGAUGUUCAGUUGUGUGGGCUGCUUUUGGGUCCUUCUGUCCUCUGCUCUGGUCGCUAUCUGUAGUUUCAGUUUUAUAUCCCCUGCGUGGAUUGUCAAGGACCAUCUGAAAAACAAGGACUCGGUGAGCUUCGGCUUACUUUGGCACUGCUCGGAGUCACUGGACCAUAUGUACAGAUGCUACACCUUCGGAGGACUCGGAAAAUUUGCCGAGAUCCCGUCCAGCUCGUGGCAGACGAGUGCAGUGCUGUGUUCUGGAGGAUGUUCUCUCCUGGCAGUCAGCUCUCUGUUGGCCAUCAUCACCAUCUUCCUGCCCAGCGGAGGCUGUGAGAGGAGGAUCUGUACACUGGCUGGAUACAUGCAGAUGGCUGCGGUGUUUAUCAUGGGAUCUGGGCUGCUGGUCUAUCCCUUUGGACUCAACUCCACCUUGGUGAGAUCCUUCUGCGGGGACUCAGACAUCUAUUAUGCCGGGGACUGCCAGAUUGGCUGGGGAUACAUGCUGGCCAUCGUCAGCGUCAUGCUCACACUCUUCCUGCCUUUCUUCGCCAAAUAUGCCCCAAAGGAGCACCUGUCCCCGACACCCUUGCCCACUCUCUUAUAGGGCAACAACGGACCCCACCCUCAUCCAGUCAGUCUACUACAAUACUCCCUACGUCCGUGUAUGAUGUCAUGGAGAUGGAGAAACCCCUGCGUCCACUUCUUCUGUAGGAUACCAUUUUAAAAAGCCCUGCCCACUGAUAUACAACUAGCCUAUACACAACUGUGAAUAACAUUUAUGUACCGUCUUCCUUCAAGCAGAAUAUAUCUCUUUGAUCUAAUCAUUUACCUUAUUGUUAUGUUCUUUGUUUUACUGUCAAUUUGUGACUGCAUUUUCUGUUUUUUUUCUGGAAAAAAUACAUGUUUGAAAGAAACACAAGGAUUGAUAACAACAACCUCUGUUCAGAUAGACAGAAGUAUACAUAAAUAUUCAUCUGUUAUACAUAGAAAGUUGGUUAAACAUUACAGUAACCAGACAGAGGGUGAUGGUCAGGACUAUAACCAUAAUGACUCCAGGGUGACAUUAAUAGUGGGCAAUACUGAAUAAGUGUAACAUUCCAGAAUCAUCAGAGUUGUUUGCAAGAGAAAAGGUGGGACAAUAAGGAGAAUCUUCAAUUGUCAAGGGUGGCAUGAGAAUAACAGACAAUAUGAAACAUUUCUACAGUUAUCAAAGGACAUGGACAUGCUUCAAUCUUCAAUUUAUUUUACCUUUAAAUCAAUGGGUUCAUGUGGAUAUGGAGAACAGUCAAGACAAUAGGAGACCCAUUUAACAUCAAGACAAAGCAAGGAUCAGAAAGUUAUGACAUUGACUCAGACCCAUAGAUCUCAACACAGUGAGCGCAUUCAAAGACUCCGUCCAGAGGAGUUUGAGGAAAGGGGAUUGUAUAUAGGUUUGGAUCUAGAUGCAGUUUGGAUCCAGUAUUGAACAACACUCUGGCUGUAAGGAUGUCAUAAGAUGGACGUGUAGCACAGUGAAACAUUAGCCUGGGGACUCGCCAUCUGACUUAGCCUACACCUUCAACAUGGUUCUAAAAGGUCAGAGACCAUUCACAUUUUCAACAAGUCUCAAGCAGUGAACCAUUGGACAGUAACAAUUCUAGAGAAAUUGUUGGACAUGUUUUUCAAUGGAGGAGAUGUACCAAACAAUAAAGAAGUGUCUGACCUGCCUUCAAGACAAAUUAAUAUAGAUAAAGAGGUGUGCAUAAUAACACAAUACUUGUCUGAUAGUCAACUUUUAAGGCAUGUGAAAAGCAUUUGUUACAAAUUUGAUGUUGGGAUGAUAUGGCAUCCUUCUACCAACCUUUCCAGAGUUCCUAGUGUUAAUAUGGUUGUCUUGUUAGCCCAAGUCAUUAUUAUUUCAGUUUUUACACAACACAAUACUAGCGAUACACUAUAAUUCAGGACUACGUUAAAUCAGGCGAAAGGCAAGAAGAUAAGAUAGCAUUGUCUUGAAAUUCUAGACUAGAGUGCAGAUAAAGUUGGGGUUAGUUAAUAGUAAAACAGCUGAUCUAGAUUAAAAUAUAUCUGCUCUGACCAUACCAACGUGUGCCUUUAUAACAAAACCAAGACAAGUUAUUUCAAUACUACACUCUUAGAAAAAUGAGUUCCAAAACAGUUCUUUGGCUGUCCCCAUAGGAAAACCAAUUUUGGUUCCAGGUAGAACGCUUUUGGGUUCUACAUUGCAUUGAACCCAAAAGCGUUCUACCUGGAACCAAAAAGGGUUCUUCAAAGGGUUCUCCUAUGGGGACAGCCGAAGAACCCUUUUAGGUUCUAGAUAGCAUAUUUUUUUCUAAGAGUUUAUUAAUAUCAGGUUACUAUCUACUUCAACUGUGGAUAUUGUAGUGUAGAAAUGUUCACAUUAUUUUCCCUGUGUGCUGUACUUUUCCUGUAUAUGUUUCAAGAUGUGCUUCUUCUGUACAUUAUAAUCUUCUUGAAUUUGGAAGAAUGUUCUAUAGAAGAAAAAAACUGAUCUCUUCUUAAAGCUUGAAGGUAAUGAGAGAGAGAGCUGUACUUGUGUUGAAUUAUGCCCCUGACAAUUUAUUCACAAGAGGAAAAUGACUUUAAUCACUAAAUUAAAAGGUUGUGACAUGCAGCUAAUGCAUUAAUUCCUGGCAUGCCCAUACACCAAGUAGAGUGGCACAACUUGAGAGCAGUACAAAUUGAACUUAGCCCGCAGUUAUUAGUGUUAAGUUGACACAUUAUCCAGGUAAUAUGUAAAGUGUGGCUAAAAAUAAUUAACUUCUGAGAUAAGCCAAUGGAUUAGUGUGUUUUUGCCAUCACAUUUCUCCUAAUUUAAUCGUUUUAUUCUUAUCAUGUUUCAUGGACAAAUUGUAUAAUUUCCCUGACUACGCAGCCAAUUCCACAAAUCGGUGUGCUUUUACAUACAUACUGCAUUCCAAGGUGUGUGUGUGCAUGCGAGCUUAAUACUGAGAUGAACGUCAUUGAAAAUUGCCAAAAUUACUUAGAGGAAAAGUCCUGAUAAAAAAACAUAUGUAAUUGUGUUGCCAUGUUUUGAAAAGAAGACCAAGAAAGAAAUGCUGGUAUUUGUAUUGGACCUGAUACUGUGCUUGAUACUGGGAAUGACUGGGGUUCACCUACUGCACAGGAUUUGUACCCCGAUAUAAUGUUGAAACAUUGUGUGUCAAGUCUCAGCACUGGUGAAACUGUUUUUGUAGAGUAGUAGAACUAGUUUUUCCAUUGUAAUAUGUUGGUUGUAAAUAAACUAAUAACUGUAUGUUAUUGUAUCUCACUUUUCAUUCUUAACUGCCCCUCCCCCCCUUUAAAUAUAUAAUUUGACUUAUUACAUCAACAAUGUUUGUUUUAUCUGAAACUUCCCUCUUAACAAUGUUUGCUGUU